GUGGGGUGAGAUUUUGUUGGUGUGGCAUGUGGUGUGGGGUUUAAUGUUUUUUGCGUAUUUCGAUAUAGGUUUUGUUUGUAAGAAUUCAAAAAGCUUUCGUCGGUGGGUAGUAGUCCGGAUGAUGGAGACAGUGCUCACUACUCUGGUACUUGUUUCGUCUAUUACCUAUAAGAAAGGCCAUUAAAUCAAUGUUGACAUAACAAAUGAAUACUUAUGCUAAGAUCCUCGGCCUUAUAUUUAAAUAAUGGAUUUGAUAAUGCAGAAUUUUGUCUGAUAAGUUCAUCCAAGUGCUUCAUGUGUGAAGGGUUCUCUCCUCCUUCCUGCGCAGCUAAUAUUAAGCGCAGCUCCUUCCUUCCGUUCUCUGCUCGUCCGUAAAGUUGCCUAUAUUUCUCCGUUCUUCAUCUUUCAUCUUCCCCUUUCUCAACCACAGACAUACAUUCGUUACAAUCAGACUUACAUUGCUCUCAUUUUAUCAUCGGAAACCAUACUUUCGUACCUCUUACUUUAAAUUCAGCUAUAUAUUCAUAAUCAUGGCAACAGCCGAACCAAAAGCACCCGAACCAACAGCACCCGAACCAGCAGUUGCCCGAUUGCGAACCCUCCCACCGAUCCCUCUCAGAACCUUGGUUACCCUCAUCAACUACCAAUGCUCAGUCAAUUGCGGGCGAUAUUCAGCCCGCAGCCUUCAGGAUCGGGAAGCUCCCAGUCGUGCACCACUGAGGCGCAACACGUUCCAUCACGACUUAUCACUUCCAGAAUCUCCCUAUUCUCCAGCUACCUGUAGCGUACACCCCAACGGAAAAGCAGGAGCGGAUGACUUGUCGUCUGCAGAACUUGAGCGCAUAUUUUACCAAUCGAGAUGGCAAAACCGGAGCAUAAUUUUUGCACAAGUGUUUCAACAAUUCCUUCUAAGAUGUGCAAAAAACCAAGAGGUGAUAGUUCAAAUCAGGAACGAAAAACCGAAGUUGGUUAAAGCCCGUGAUGUGAUGUUGUCACACGUGCAUGUGAGUGAUCUGAGGCAGGAAGAUAUCGAAAACAAAGUACAAAGAAUACCGGGAUCGGAUACUUACGAUAGCUACUUUACAGAGGAUGGAGAAAAAUCCCCAAAGACUGUUCUGCUAUUUCCUCCACCAUAUACGAGUGUGGGUCCUGUUGGUACACCAUACAAUGACGAUAUAUUUGUGGUUGGGAUGGCGCAUAUAGAGUAUGGUGAGAUGGGACUCCUUGAGGAGCCUUAUUUCAUUGGCAACGGUAGACAGUGGCAACGAUGUACGACGACCAAAGUCUGUAAGAAAGUUUUCGAGUCGAGUAGAGAAAUACUUGAUACGAGUAACAUAACGGAUGCAAAUUCCGUAGGGGAGAUUCGGGAAUUCGCUGAUGAGAUUUUGGGGAGAUGGAUCAACAGAGGUCCCAGUUUUCCAGUGGUGCGACUAUGCGGACGCGGAGGAGGAAAUUUCAUUGGUUGCGUAGAAUGCGAGAAGGGAGGGGAAAUAAUCAGGUAUUGUGGUGUCGUGCAUCAAGAUAAAGCGCGGGAAGUGCACAAGUUUACCUGCGAAGGUAGUAAAACUAGGGGCUUAUGGACUGCGGGCCAAUGUUGCGAGUACUGUGGAGCUGGAGGGCGUUUGAUCACUUGUACGAAGUGUGAGAAGAGAGGGAAGUUUGUCAAAUAUUGCAGUGCCAAGCACAGAAAGAAAGACUGGAAGCUACACCAGCUUACUUGUGAACUCCGUUUGUGGGAUUCAGUAAAGAGGCGGGGAAGGUCUCUUAUACCGCGUAUAGCUCAUUAGGAUAACCACCAAUCGAGCGUUUUUGUCAGGGAAACACCACUCGGCCACCGUCCAAAUACUAUCACUUCUAAACGAAUCAAGCAUUUCCACCUUCAUCUUGUUAGGAACCUACUUCGACGCUCAGGAUAUGGAUCUAAACUGUGAUUUGAAGACGCAAGAUGCGUGGUAUGCCAUCUCACCCUGGCGUUCUUGCACACAUGAUGAUGUGAAAGUGUAUGUGUAUAUAUCCGUAUAUCGUAAGCCCCUACAAUUAUAACAUAUAACAUGUAUAAAAAAGAUAACAAAACAAAACAAGGUACCCUACAGUACUUGAUAGGA
Molecule: messenger RNA, 2105 nt
Organism: Sclerotinia trifoliorum
Lineage: Eukaryota; Fungi; Ascomycota; Leotiomycetes; Helotiales; Sclerotiniaceae
Source: the annotation of a GenBank genome assembly